Messenger RNA from Siniperca chuatsi (mandarin fish), 1620 nucleotides. RefSeq names its product uridine phosphorylase 1 (gene upp1). Gene Ontology annotation, molecular function: uridine phosphorylase activity. The coding region runs from base 140 to 1075 and encodes 311 amino acids. The transcript has 8 exons. The record is from RefSeq and is a predicted model, not a curated record. Gene Ontology annotation, cellular component: cytoplasm; cytosol. Lineage: Eukaryota; Metazoa; Chordata; Actinopteri; Centrarchiformes; Sinipercidae. Gene Ontology annotation, biological process: uridine catabolic process; nucleotide catabolic process.
UGACGCUUGUGACGACUCGACGUCACGUCCUUGUGGGCUGGAGCCUCACGUUACGGUUCGACGUCAGACGUUCAGAGAGCGAAAUUAAUUUGUCAGAAGCGAAGGAAACGGCAGUCGAACAGCAAAAUUCCAACGGAAGAUGGAUCCAAAGGACGACAAGCGAUCCGCGUCAUGCAGCAGCCCUGUUUUUGUGCACAACCCACACCUGGAUGCACUGAAAGAUGACGUCCUCUACCACUUCAGUUUAGGAACCAGAACUCACAACCUACCUGCUAUGUUUGGUGAUGUCAAGUUUGUGUGUGUCGGGGGCAGUCCCUGGAGAAUGAAAUCAUUCAUUGAGUACAUUGCUGCUGAGCUCAGUAUGGAAGACCCUAAGUCAGAGUACCCAAAUAUCUGUGCUGGAACGGACCGCUAUGCGAUGUACAAAGUUGGCCCUGUGCUCUCUGUCAGUCAUGGGAUGGGCAUCCCAUCUAUUGCCAUAAUGUUGCAUGAGCUAAUAAAGCUCCUCCAUCACGCACAUUGCACAGAUGUUACAGUUAUACGCAUUGGGACAUCGGGUGGAAUAGGGCUUGAGCCCGGCACAGUUGUUGUCACUAAACAGUCCGUGGAUGCCACCUUCCUGCCCAAGUUUGAGCAGGUGAUCCUAGGGAAGACUGUGGUGCGCAAUACUGAUCUGGAUCAAAGCCUGGCAGAGGAGCUGUUGCAGUGCAGCAAGGAGCUGAACCAGUUUGAGACGGUGAUAGGCAACACCAUGUGUACACUGGAUUUCUAUGAAGGACAAGCCCGUUUGGAUGGUGCUUUCUGCUCCUACACUGAGAAGGAUAAACAGGACUACCUCAAUAAAGCCAAUGAAGCAGGAGUCUGCAACAUUGAAAUGGAGUCAUCAGUUUUUGCUGCUAUGUGCAAGCUGAGUGGUCUGCGAGCGGCUGUGGUUUGUGUGACAUUACUGAAUCGGCUGAAGGGGGAUCAACUGAGCAGCUCUCAUGAAGUUCUUCAGAGUUAUCAACAACGUCCUCAGAUGCUGGUUGGCCACUACAUUAAGAAGCAACUGAAGGCCAAAGCAGUACGCAGCUAAGGGCAACCAGUUAUUACACUGGUCUGCAAGGAUACUUCAAAUUCUGGUUAUCACAUCUCUUGAAACUUGUAAAACACGGAAAACGUGGUGCAAUACAAUAACUGUGCUUUAAAACAUUUUUUUGUAUACAUUCUUUCCUGCUCACAAGUAGCAAUUCCUGUAAUAUGUCUAGAAUAUUCACUGAAUCUUUAAAUUAAGCACUGCCUUCUAUUUAUCAUUUGACACUUAUUUAGUUGAUUGAUUUGUCAUAAUAAACCGGCAUGCACUAUUUCAUUUUUGUUUCCUCUUGUAUUUAACUUAAAUACAAUUUAACUGAGCGUUAAAUGUUAUGUAGCAGCCUAUCUGUCUUAUUUAAGGCUGCCUCUGUUUUAUACAAUAUGUAAAACUUGAACCACUUCAUGACUUUCAUCUGGAGUAUUUUUUUAAUGCAGAAUGUAUGUUAUGUUUGUUUCAUUCAGAACCUAAAAACUGCAACAAAAUGUCACUCAUUUUGAAAAAAAAUCCACUGGAUCUCUAAUCACUAAUAAAGCCUCAUGCAGACUGAA